AUGUCCCACCCCAGCACCCUGGACUUAGACAGAUAUAGCAGCAUGGGGAGAUCGCGUCGCUCGACCAGUCGCAGCCAAUCCAGGCUGCAGUCCAAAACUGGGGAUGUUCUGUGUGACUUCUGCACAACACGGAAGCAGAAAGCUGUGAAGUCUUGCCUGUUGUGCCUGGCCUCCUACUGUGAGACCCACCUUCAGUCUCACUAUGAGUACCCUGCUUUGAUGAAGCACAAACUGGUCAAAUCCACAGGCCAGAUGAGAGAGAAGGUCUGCGCGCAGCAUGACAAGCUGCUGGAGGCGUUCUGUCGCACCGAUCAGACCUCAGUGUGUGUUCUCUGCAUGAUGGAUGAGCAUAAGCACCACGACACCGUCCCUGCUGGAACAGAGCGGACCGAGAAACAAAAACAGCUUGGUUCAACUCUGCAAAAAUCUCAACGAAGGAUUGAUGAGAGGGUGAAAAAGUGGCAGGACCUCCGACAAGCUGUGGAAGCAGUCAAACACUCAGCCCAGAUGGUCCUGGAUGAGAAUGAACGGAUCUUCACUGAGCUGCUGCGUUCCAUAGAGAGGAAGUACAAUGAAGUGAAGGAGAUGGUUCGUUCCCAUGAGAAGACGACAGUGACACGGGCAGAGAUAUUGCUGGAUCGGUUGGAGGAAGAGAUCACCCUCCUGAGGAAGAAACACAUGGACCUGGAGAAGCUCUCACACACUGACGAUCAUAUACACUUCCUACAGAGCUGGCAGUCUCUAUCAGGCCCUUCAGGAUAUGAGGAUCUCAACAAUGUCAGUGUCGCACCCUACUAUUCCUUUGAUGCUACCAAGAGAGCCAUAGCAGCACUGAAAUUGCAGGUGGAGGAAGUCAGCAAGACAGAAAUCAGCAAGAUUUCUGCCACAGUGAAAGAAGUCUACAUCACACAAGAAUUAACGACAAAGACAACAGAAGAUUCAGUGAUGAGGGAGGAACCGCAGACCAGAGAUGAUUUCAUGAAAUACUCCUGCCAGUUGACCUUUGACCUCAAUAGCGUCCAUCCAAAUCUUCACAUCUCAGAGGGGAACAAAAGAGCCAAGAUGCUGAGUGAACCCAAGGAUUACCCGGACCACCCAGACAGAUUCAACCACUGGCAGCAGGUGCUGUGCAGGGAGGGCCUGAAUGGACGUCGCUGCUACUGGGAGGUGGACUGGAGGGGAACAGAAAUAGAUGUGGCUGUUACCUACAGGGGGAUCCGCCGCAAAGGGAAUGGAAAUGAAUGUAGUCUGGGCUGGAACGACAAGUCCUGGAGCCUGUACUGCUCUGAGUCUAAAUACUCAUUCGUGCACAACAACAAGAGUAUUGACAUAGCAGUGCCAAGUGCCACUCGUAUAGGGGUUUACCUGGAUCACAAGGCAGGAACCCUGGCAUUUUACAGUGUUUCUGAAAGCAUGCAGCUUCUGCACCAAGUCCAGACUUCCUUCAGAGAGACCCUCUACCCAGCAUUCAGUGUGUGGGGCUUUGGUUCCAGUGUAAGACUAUAG
Molecule: messenger RNA, 1506 nt
Organism: Lampris incognitus (smalleye Pacific opah)
Lineage: Eukaryota; Metazoa; Chordata; Actinopteri; Lampriformes; Lampridae
Product: tripartite motif-containing protein 16-like
Exons: 7
Coding region: 1-1506 (501 amino acids)
Molecular function (GO): zinc ion binding; protein binding
Source: RefSeq, a predicted model, not a curated record